AUGGAUCGCCAGCUCCGCGCGAACGAUGCUUCUCAGGCCUCCAACGAGACAGCCAGCGCCUUCUUCCACCACUCGUCUGCCAAACGCGUCAACACGGACGCGACAAUUGCCAAGGCACUGCGGGCAGAAUACCCCGACCUCCAACUGGUGGUCGUUCCAUCCCUCGGCAUCGACCUCCUCGGCUACGCAUCCGCCGGACACGCCAGCUUUACCUUAAUCGACCAGGGCAGCCACGAAGAGGCACCAUCCUCGCUGACAUGGAAGGUCUACCGGCCACCCGGCCGACGCAUCGACCACAACCCCGGCAGCCUGGUGCACGAGAUUCUGUUCGCCAAGUUCCUGUACAAGUGGCAGUCCGCCGAGUUCAUCCUCUACCUGGUCGACGGGCGCGACGGAACGGGCUUCUACCCGGCGGCGCGCAACCACUACCUCCUAACGACUGACACCGCCAAGGCAGACUCCCUCAUCCUCGCGGCAGGGCAAUGGGGCAGCGAGCUGCACGAGGAGGUGUGGGUGUGGGACAGCGGCAUGUGGCGCAAGAGCGCCGAGCUGUACCAAAGCAUCCAGAAAUCCUCGUGGGACGCCGUCAUUUUAGACGAGCGCAUGAAAAAGGCCAUCAUCGCCGACCACCAGUCAUUCUUCGACUCGCGCGACACCUACGCCCGCCUAAAGGUCCCCUGGAAGCGGGGCCUCAUCUAUCACGGCCCGCCAGGCAACGGCAAGACCAUCUCCAUCAAGGCCAUGAUGCACACGCUGUAUGACAGGAAAGACCCGGUGCCGACGCUUUACGUCCGCAGCUUUUCUUCGUUUGCCGGCCCCGAAUACGGCAUCAGCCAAAUCUUCCUCAAGGCCAGGCAGUUCGCGCCCUGCUACCUGAUUUUCGAGGACCUCGACUCGCUCGUCACAGACUCGGUGAGGAGUUAUUUCCUCAACGAGAUCGACGGGCUGCAGAGCAACGACGGCAUCUUCAUUGUCGGCAGCACAAACCACCUGGAGCGCUUGGACCCGGGUAUCGCGAAACGACCCUCGCGAUUCGACAGAAAAUACUACUUCCCCGAUCCCGACAUGGAGCAGCGCAUCGCAUAUUGCCGGUUCUGGCAGCGCAAGUUGGCCGACAACAAGGACAUUGAGUUCCCCGACAAGCUCUGCCCGGCCAUUGCUGGGAUCACGGACGGCUUCAGCUUCGCGUACAUCCAGGAGGCCUUUGUGGCGGCACUAAUCGUCAUUGCUCGCGAUUCAAAUGGCCUAGUAGCGCUGUCGCCGACACAUCAUGACGGGCUCGAGGAUGGUUGGGUGGGAAUCCCCAAAUUUGAGGAUGACGAUGACUUGGAUGGACUGGUCUUGUGGGUCGAGAUCAAGAAGCAGGUGGCGAUCCUGAGGGAGGGGAUGGAGGAGGAGCGAGCGCGGGCACAAGUCAGGAACGAGCUUUCUUUCAUUUGA
This is a messenger RNA of Parathielavia appendiculata, 1440 nucleotides long. RefSeq names its product P-loop containing nucleoside triphosphate hydrolase protein. The transcript has 3 exons. The coding region runs from base 1 to 1440 and encodes 479 amino acids. Lineage: Eukaryota; Fungi; Ascomycota; Sordariomycetes; Sordariales; Chaetomiaceae. Gene Ontology annotation, molecular function: ATP hydrolysis activity; ATP binding; polyubiquitin modification-dependent protein binding. Gene Ontology annotation, biological process: retrograde protein transport, ER to cytosol; mitotic spindle disassembly; autophagosome maturation. The record is from RefSeq and is a predicted model, not a curated record. Gene Ontology annotation, cellular component: cytosol; nucleus; VCP-NPL4-UFD1 AAA ATPase complex.